ACCGUGGACCGGGUAUCCAGGAAAAAACACCCCUCCCCAUCCAUUUUAUGCAUUUUGUUGCAUGUUUUGCAUGACAAAUUGGAUGGGGGUGGGUGUUUUUUCGUGGACCUCGGGCGCCGGAAAACGCCCGGGGAUUGGCUGCACGCUUUGGAGUGCCGGCAGUGCGACGCGAAUUACUUCCUUUGGUGGAAGGGCGACUACUACGACGGGGAUACGCGCAGGGGGUUCGCCAGCAUCCCCGUGGACCCCAAGCGCGCUUUCACCAACCCGCUGUAUGUCGCCGCGUCGGAUACUUCUACCGGUAAUUAUGGGGGUAGUACUAUCGCGGGCAUGAUCGCUGCGCGGAACUUCGACUACGGACCGUCUAACGGAGCGGACUACCACCGAAUCAAUCGGUGCGAACCCUGCGAGCAAUUGCCCUGCACCUUUUGCCAGUUGAGCCGUCAGACCAGCUACUUUAACGGACGGGACGCCUCAUCGGGUCUUCACGCGAUCGGGGACCAGAGGCCUACUUUGUUGCGAGUAAACACCAGCCUCCACGCGGGCGGGGAAGAGUUCACCGGCAGUGUGCUGUUCCCUCGGCCCCCGCUCUCCGACCAGUGUCGACGGCACUGUUACGGCUCUGCCAAGUACCACGACACUCUGCUCCUGCGCAGUACGUGGGGCGCCGUGUACGGCACAGUCCUGGACUACAAGCGAAUGCGGGACAAUCCUGAAAUUGAUCAUUCGUUCCUAGACACGUACGUGUCCCUCCACUGUGAGUUCUGCAAACACGCGUCCCCCGGGUGCAAGAGGUGCCAGAGGUUGCAAUUCCCCGACGUGAACACGGAUGCGUGGUUUCGGCGCCCGUGGGGCUAUCGGUCGGUGGAAAACUACGCAAACGCCGAUCCGGACGAAAUGCAAAGUCAAAGCGCGGUGGGCGACCCGCGGAACUACACGA
This is a messenger RNA of Amoebophrya sp. A120, 940 nucleotides long. Lineage: Eukaryota; Dinophyceae; Syndiniales; Amoebophryaceae. The record is from the annotation of a GenBank genome assembly.